AUGAGGAAUCACACAGCAAUAACUGAAUUUCUCCUGAUGGGAAUACCCCACACAGCUGGGCUGGAAAGCAUACUCUUUGUCCUCUUUCUGGCCUUCUACAUGCUCACUCUCCCUGGAAACCUGCUCAUCCUUCUGGCCAUCCUCACCUCCUCCACCCUGCAUACCCCCAUGUAUUUCUUCUUGGGAAACCUAUCAGUGCUUGACAUAUUUUUCCCUUCAGUGAGUUCCCCGAAGAUGAUGCUCUACAUGACUGGGCACAGUCACACCAUCUCCUACCAGGGCUGUGCCUCCCAGCUCUUCUUCUACCAUUUUUUGGGCUGUGCUGAAUGCUUUCUGUACACUGUGAUGGCCUAUGACCGUUUUGCAGCCAUCUGUCACCCUUUGAGAUACACAGUCAUCAUGAGUUCGUGGGUGUGUGCCUCCAUGACCAUGGUCACCUGGAUGGGAAGCUGUCUGCAUGCAUCUGUCCUCACAUUCCUCAUCUUUAAGUUACCUUACUGUGGUCCCAACAAGGUGGACAGUUUUUUCUGUGACAUUCCUGUGAUGCUGCCCCUGGCUUGUGCAGACACCUCUCUAGCACAGACUGUGAGCGUCAUCAAUGUGGGUCUUGUUGCACUAGUGUGCUUCCUCCUUGUCCUCACUUCUUACACUCGCAUAGUGAUCUCCAUACUGAAAAUCCAUUCUUCUGAAGGCAGGCGCAGAGCCUUCUCCACCUGCAGUGCCCAUCUGACAUCAAUUCUGCUCUUCUAUGGCCCCGUGGUCCUCAUUUACCUCAGACCUGCCUCUAGCCCUUGGCUGGAUUCUGUGGUUCAGGUGUUGAAUAAUAUCGUGACCCCUUCCCUGAAUCCUUUGAUAUAUUCCUUGAGAAAUAAGGAGGUGAAGCUAGCUCUGAGAAAGGCAUUGACCUUAGGAGUGCACAGUCCCAGGGAGUAA
Nannospalax galili (Upper Galilee mountains blind mole rat) is the source of this 933-nucleotide messenger RNA. Its product is annotated as putative olfactory receptor 10D4. Gene Ontology annotation, cellular component: membrane. Gene Ontology annotation, molecular function: olfactory receptor activity; G protein-coupled receptor activity. The coding region runs from base 1 to 933 and encodes 310 amino acids. The record is from RefSeq and is a predicted model, not a curated record. Gene Ontology annotation, biological process: G protein-coupled receptor signaling pathway. The transcript has a single exon. NCBI's taxonomy places the organism in Eukaryota, Metazoa, Chordata, Mammalia, Rodentia, Spalacidae.